UUGUGCAUGCUAAGCAUGCGCUCUACCAGUGAGCUAUAGCCCCCUCCCCAGAAAGGACUUUCUGAAAUUCCACUCUUCACCUGUCCUCUGCAAGGGGUGAUGCUGGAGAUCAUGGAUAAAGUCAGCCCCAGCUGACAGGCUAGACAGAGCUGGACAUUCCUAGGACAGGCAGACAUUCCUAGCCCUAUGGAUUCUGGGCAGGCAGAGAGGCUUCUGGAGAUGUGAGCAUCUGGGGCUUUGUGGGAUGUAUAGGAGUUCAGUUGUGAUGUAGGGAGGGAAAGGCAGCAUUGGUAACUGAACAACUGCUUAGGCAAAAGACUUUAGCUUUUCAGUAAAUGCAAAGCGUGAAUAGUCAAGGGCCAGAUCUUGGGGUGGAUGUGUGUGUAGGGCUGGGGUGGGUGGGUUGCUGUGGAAUUCCAGUUUGAUUAGCAGCCAAGAAGUUGCUUGGGUGAACGCGUGGAUUAACUGAGGCACUAGGAGUACUAGGGAUGGGCUCGAGGUCACAUGGCAGUUGAACCCAGGCAUCUUGACUCUCAGUUCCGGGCUCUCUCCACCUCAGACAUCAUUAGCAAUAUUGCCUGGUGAGACGCAUGCUCUGGGGGUCCCGGGUCUCGGGGACCCCAGCGCAAAAGGACUACAUUUCCCAGCCUGCCACAACGGGCGCGCCUGCGCGCAGCGGCCAGUGAUGGAGCGCUGACUGGGGGCGCGGCAGCGGCGGCGAGGGCUCGGCGGGCCAUUGGCUCCCGGCAGCGGCAAAGGCAGCCUGGGGACUAGAAGGGCGAGUAGGACCCGCGGGCCGGGCAGGAGAAGACCUGGGUUGCAGCCAUGGAGCACCAGAAGGUGAGACCGAGGCGGGGCGAGGCGGGGCCCGCAGCGAGGGUGGACGAUGGAAGGGGACCAGGUGAUGCCGCAGCGCCCUCCCCGCACCCCUCUCAGCUGCUGUGCGGCCGAAGCCCCUCCCCGCCGCAACCCUGCCCGGAUCUAGCCCCCAUUCUGGAUGCAGCCCCCGACCCUCGCCGCGACCCCACAUCAUCUUGGCCUGGGUUCAGGCGCAUCCCCUCCAUGUUCCCCUCGCCCGCCCAGUAUCCCAGACCCAGCCUUGACUCCAUCCCCUAUGCCUUCCACUGGGGCUGCGGACCAGGUGUCCCGGUCCCCGCCCCACCCUGGAGGACGCCCCGUCAGCUCAGCACAGGUGACCCCACUGAUCUCGCCCCGCGUGGAAAAGGACCCAUCCAAGGCCUGGGUAGGGCCCCAGGCCCCAGUAGGAUCCUCCCACGCCGCCUCUUUCCCUCCGGGCAUCCCCGACCCCAGGCCUCCAGGCCCUUCUCCACUUAUCGGGUCUUCCUCAUCCCCUUCCUCAGGUACCUCCUUUCUCCUUGUUAAUCCUGCCUCCCAGCAUAACCCCUUCCCCAGAAGACCCUGCGUUCUGCAGGCAACCGUUUCCUCUGGAGUUUUUUUCCCCAAGCUAGCCCCUCACCCCAGGUCACGCCCCGCCCUCAGAAUAUAGGUACCUGGUUAAAGGCAUUGUGCUCAGGCAGACCUGGCUGGGCCCCAGGGUCUGUCCUUUCCAAGACGCUCUCUUGGAGCCUCAGUUUCCUCCCCUGUGAAAUGGACGUACUCACAGAGCCCCCCUGCUCUGUGAGGAAUGUAGGGCCAGAGCUCCGCCCAGGCCCUGCCGGUGGCAGGUGCCCAAGCUCAUUGGCAGGAUAGCCCCCACAUGCCCUCCCUGGAUCCCUGGAGGGCAGAACAGGGAGCCUCAGGUCAGGGGGCCCGGCCAGGCAGGCUGGGGGGGCUUCCCUGUGUGUGUGUGUGUGUGUGUGCUUCCCUGGGGCAGGAGGCUCUGCGGAAGAUCAUCACGACGCUGGCUGUGAAGAAUGAAGAGAUUCAGAGUUUCAUUUACUCCCUCAAGCAGAUGCUGCUGAAUGUGGAGGCAAACUCGGCCAAGGUGCAGGAGGACCUGGAAGCAGAGUUCCAGUCCCUCUUUUCCCUCCUGGAGGAGCUGAAGGAGGGCAUGCUUAUGAAAAUAAAGCAGGACCGCGCUAGCCGCACCUAUGAACUGCAGAACCAGCUGGCUGCCUGCACACGAGCCCUGGAGAGCUCCGAGGAGCUUCUGGAGACGGCCAACCAGACCUUGCAGGCCACAGACAGCGAAGACUUUCCUCAGGCUGCCAAGCAAAUCAAAGAUGGUGUGACAAUGGCCCCUGCCUUCCGGCUGUCACUGAAAGCCAAGGUCAGCGACAACAUGAGUCACCUCAUGGUGGACUUUGCACAGGAGCGGAGGAUGCUGCAGGCACUCACGUUCCUGCCUGUGCCUAGCGCCCCCGUGAUCGACCUGGCCGAGUCCCUGGUGGCCGACAACUGUGUAACCCUGGUGUGGCGCAUGCCGGACGAGGACAACAAGAUUGACCACUAUGUGCUGGAGUAUCGGCGGACCAACUUUGACGGCCCGCCCCGCCUCAAGGAGGACCAGCCCUGGAUGGUCAUCGAGGGCAUUCGGCAGACGGAACACACCCUGACCGGUCUCAAGUUUGACAUGAAAUACAUGAAUUUCCGUGUGAAGGCCUGUAAUAAGGCAGUUUCAGGCGAGUUCUCCGAGCCAGUGACCCUGGAGACACCAGCGUUCAUGUUCCGCCUGGAUGCGUCCACAUCCCACCAGAACCUGCGGGUGGAUGAUCUCUCCGUGGAAUGGGACGCCAUGGGCGGGAAGGUGCAGGAUAUCAAAGCUCGCGAGAAAGAUGGCAAGGGGCGGACGGCGUCUCCCGUCAACUCCCCAGCCAGAGGUACUCCAUCUCCCAAGAGGAUGCCCUCGGGUCGUGGGGGACGGGAUCGCUUCACAGCUGAGUCCUACACGGUACUGGGGGACACGCUGAUUGAUGGCGGGGAGCAUUACUGGGAGGUGCGCUACGAGCCGGACAGCAAGGCAUUUGGCGUAGGGGUGGCCUACCGCAGCCUGGGCCGCUUCGAGCAGCUGGGCAAGACGGCCGCGUCCUGGUGCCUGUACGUCAACAACUGGCUGCAGGUCAGCUUCACUGCCAAGCACGGCAACAAGGCCAAGGUGCUGGACGCCCCCGUGCCCGACUGCCUGGGCGUGCACUGCGACUUCCACCAAGGCCUCCUGUCCUUCUACAACGCCCGCACCAAACAGCUGCUGCACACCUUCAAGGCCAAGUUCACACAGCCACUGCUGCCGGCUUUCACGGUGUGGUGUGGCAGCUUCCACGUGACUACAGGCCUGCAGGUCCCCAGCUCUGUGCGCUGCCUGCAGAAGCGGGGCAGUGCCACCAGCAGCUCCAACACCAGCCUCACCUAGGCCCCCAGACCGCUCACCAGCUGGGCUGAUUUGGGGGGGGGCUGCCUCCAGGCCUUGGCUGUUUCAGCCGGGCACUCUCCUCUCACUUGCUGCUUGGAGCCUUAACUCCUGAUGGAGGUCACCAAUGGGGAGCGGGCCCUGGGGUGGGCCCUUCUCCCCACCUCACCUCCUAAUAAAGGUCAAACACUGGCCAGGC
Vicugna pacos (alpaca) is the source of this 3506-nucleotide messenger RNA. The record is from RefSeq and is a predicted model, not a curated record. Lineage: Eukaryota; Metazoa; Chordata; Mammalia; Artiodactyla; Camelidae.